CAACUGAUCAUCAAACCGUAUCCAUGGCGAAUAACAAUGGUUGCUCGCAACUCAUCUAGGUGUCGGUUGGUGCACUAAUUGUCAGCGCAAAUGGCUCCAGGGAGAUAUGGUGCAGGAACCAGACUCCUGAUCAGGGUUGGUAAUGCCCCGGCCAUAAAAACCGUAACCCUGUCUAGGAGGUUGGGAGUAUAUUGGCAUAUCAAGUCUUGAGACCCAUUGGCAAACAUGCUAUCUGUGGAGUCAUAGCCCUUUAUCGCAUGUGCAAAUUAGUCACACCCUGUUAACUCUCCAAUAUUCCAAACUACACAGCAUAUUAAGGAGCACAUUGGAGCAACAAAAGUGAGAUGUGCGACGUAGAUGCAUCGCGGAGCCAUCCAAGCAACUUCUGCGGCAGAUCCCAAGGCGAGUUUAACUACUAAACCCUAGAUGGCUUAGCGCCUUCACCGGGGGGCCGCCUCCAGGUCCCGGAACUCCAACCCCUUGAGGGGUUCACCAUCCGCCGUGAUGCAGCUUCUCACACCAAUCAACACGCGAACGUUCUCAAAAUGAAAUUUGCAACUGGCCGGACUAUUAUUCUUACUGGAGCUUCCCGAGGAAUCGGGUGGGAAAUAGCUCGUUGCCUCUUGAGUUCGCCGCUGUCCAGCAAUGUUGUAGCGAUUGCUCGCUCCGAGCAACCGCUCUUGAAGCUCAAGGAGCAGUAUGGGCGGCAAGUUGAGAUUGUGUGCGGCGACGCGACGGAGCGCGGCAUAGCCGACAAAGCGGUCAAGGCAGCUCUUACGGCCUUUGGCAGGAUAGAUGGCCUAAUUGUCAACCACGGGGUCGUGGCUCCCGUGACUAAAGUGGUAGAGUCUGAUAUGGAAGCAUGGAAGAAAGGGUUUGACAUUAAUUUUUUCAGCGCGGUUGAAUUUGUCAAAGCAGCGCUUCCGCAUAUCCGCAUAUCAAGAGGAAACAUCAUCUUCACUUCCUCGGGCGCUGCUACAUCGGCUGUAAUCGGAUGGGGCUUCUAUGGCGCAAGCAAGGCUGCUAUGAACCAUUUCAAUGCUACUUUAGCAAAGGAAGAGCCUGAAGUCACUUGUAUUGCGAUCCGCCCAGGCAUGGUGGACACGCAGAUGCAGGAAGAACUAAGAUCCGAACAUAUAGAUGUACUCGGUCCCAAUGAUGGGCAGAGAUUCAUCACUGCGCACAAGGAAGGGAAGCUACUGCCACCCGAAAAGCCGGGUCACGUAAUUGCCAAGCUCGCGGUUAGCGCCCCUCGCGAGCUCUCUGGCCAAUUCCUAACUUGGAAUUCGGAAGAAUUGAAGGAUUACCAGGAUGAUGCAUGACGCUAAGGAACUAAGGACCAAUUGAUGAGGUUAGCAUUAUCCUCGACGAACUACAAAAUACAGCAGGUAUCGUAUAUUAGAGCCAUAGAAUGCAUCAGUCGAAAGGUUAAAUGGAUACAUGUAGCUAAGCAUCAGAUGCAAAGAGCACCUUCAUAUUUAGCAUGGAGUGAUGUUUUUUUUCAUCA
Molecule: messenger RNA, 1507 nt
Organism: Coccidioides immitis RS
Lineage: Eukaryota; Fungi; Ascomycota; Eurotiomycetes; Onygenales; Onygenaceae
Product: short chain dehydrogenase/reductase
Exons: 5
Coding region: 546-1322 (258 amino acids)
Cellular component (GO): intracellular anatomical structure
Molecular function (GO): oxidoreductase activity, acting on NAD(P)H, oxygen as acceptor
Source: RefSeq, a predicted model, not a curated record